This is a messenger RNA of Helobdella robusta, 1737 nucleotides long. RefSeq lists its product as hypothetical. Gene Ontology annotation, biological process: response to endoplasmic reticulum stress. The transcript has 3 exons. Gene Ontology annotation, cellular component: protein phosphatase type 1 complex; endoplasmic reticulum. NCBI's taxonomy places the organism in Eukaryota, Metazoa, Annelida, Clitellata, Rhynchobdellida, Glossiphoniidae. Gene Ontology annotation, molecular function: protein phosphatase regulator activity. The coding region runs from base 1 to 1737 and encodes 578 amino acids. The record is from RefSeq and is a predicted model, not a curated record.
AUGGCGAAAUUGCUCGAAAAGAUGGUGGACAUAGAAUGCUUAUUGCUCAGUACAAAGACCAUGCCCCAUUGUACUUCUUCCUCCAUCGCGACCACACCACAUGGAUACUUCAGCUCAGAGGAGAUAAUAGAUUACUCAGGAAAAUUUGGCCUGUACAACAACAAAAGAGUCCAAAAUAUAAAUUACGCUAAUUUGAUGAUUAGGUGCUUCAAAAACAUCAUGAUGGAACGAGAGAAGAGAACGAAAAUUGUAAAUGGGGAUGGUGAAGAGAAGAAAGAAAGUUCAGAAAUGGAAGAGUGCAGGUACAUUGUGUCAAUCAGUCGAAGUAGCAGUGUCGAUGCCGAUGAACUAUUUGAUGAGGAUGAUGACAACAACGAUUAUGAAAAUAUUUUAGCUGUCGACAUAAAAACCAUUUGUCAUCCUAGUGAUGCUACAAAUGAUAAUUAUGGGAAUACUAAUAAAAUUAAUAAUGCUAUUGCUUGCAGCAGUAUUAGCUGUGAUAAUAAAGAUGAUGAUGACAAAAAACCAACAACUAUAAAAACUGCAGAACCAUCAAGAAUGACAACGAUACAACAAAGUAAACAGCAAAGUAAACAACAUUGUGAUUUUGCUACUGUGGAGUUUUUUGAAGAACAGCGUGUAAAUAAAGAAGAGUUUGUAGAAGUCGUUGAUGCAGUUGUUGAACAGGUUUGUACCUGCAGUUUGGUAACAACUCCUCUCAUAUCAGAGUGUCACAUAAUCAAACAUUUUGUAAAAAUGCAUUUUUCACAAGAAAACAUCUGUACCAUGGUAGAUAGUGAUUCUAACACUCGUCUGCAGGGUAAAUCAGCUCCGUUAUCAUCAUCGUUAUCGACACCUUCAUCUUGUGCCGGUCAGUUACGAAAAUCAUCACCACCUACUUUAUCAUCUCCACCAGCUGCAUCAUCAUCUUCACCGUCUAAGUUUUGGAGUUGCAUGUCUUCACGGUCUGAUGAUAAAAAUGAUGAAAGUACUACCGAUGAUGAUUGUGACGAGGAAGAUUGCCUCACGGACACAAAAGUUACUGUAUCUAGGAAACUGGAAAACAGUUUUUUGAAAUCAAAACAUAAUGAAAAAGAUGAUGACGAGGAUGAUGAAGAAGAUGAUGAUGAUGAAGAGGAUGAUGAUGAUGACGAGGAAGAUGAUAAUGAUGAAGAGGAUGAUGAUGACGAUGGACAGAGUUUGGAUUUUGACGACGAUGAUGAUGAGGAGGAAAACACUAAUGCUUCAUUAUCCAAGAUGAUCGGCAGCCAUUCACCAUCUAAUGAUGACGACGAUGAUGACUUCAUAGUUUUUGAAACUGAUGGUGACGCCAUCGUCGGUGAUGAUGAUGAUGGUGGUGAUGAUGAUAAUGAGAAUGGUGGUGUUGAUGAAGAUAGUGAUAAUGAUGGGGGUGAUGACGGUAAUAGAAAUUCUCCAGAAAGAUCAACAACUACUGAUAAUUCAGAAUCCUGUGGUAAUGUUUCGAACGAUCAACCCGCUAAAAAGAAUAAAAAGAAGGUCAGAUUCAGCGACACAGUUGACUGUCAAAUCAUAGAUGAGGGUGACGAGAAGGAAUGCCGCAAGGGGCAUUGGGAGCUGUUCGCUCUCGAUAGGGCUAGGUUCAGGAAGAGAAUCAACGAAGCAGAACCCGUCCUGGCCUGGCUGUUCUACCCCAACCACAGAAUUAAGAUGGCCGAGAUAGUUGAGGAAUUUCGCAGAAGAAUGCAUCAUCUCUAA